CAGUUCAAGGAGGCGAACUGAAAUUUUCUCAGAGCGGUCGAAGAUCCGCGGUUGAUGAUCACAGCAUCCAAAGAAACAUCUUGUCAAUUACGUGUGAUUAAUCAUUUCACAUAAAAUUCAUUCGAUAUACAAUUCAGGAACAGAAAUUUGGAGAUAUCGAGUCUUUUUAUAAGUGAAGGAUAAAUUCAGAAAAGACCAAUAGCUGAAAAUUGGAGGAAAGAUGCAGAUCAAGGAUAAACGAGUUAUAGUGACUGGAGCGGCAAGUGAUUUGGGUUUGACAUUUAGCAGGGAGCUGUUACGGAAUGGCGCCUUGAUUAUAGUUUUGAUCGAUAGUCGACAAUCUCCCGGAGAACAAGUUGUAGAGAAUUUAAAUAAUGAAUUUGGUCGUAAACGUGCUGUAUUUUUACAUUGCGAUGUGACAAAUAAUUCCGAAUUUGAUGUCAUAUUCAAAGAGGCGAUCAACAUUCUUGGUGGGCUGGAUAUUUUAAUAAAUAAUACUAACGUAAUAAACGAAAUUGAUUUUUCCAGAGCUGUCGAUGUUAAUGUAACAGCAGUAAUUCGUGGGACUCUUCUGGGAAUUCAACAAAUGCGAAAGGACUCUGGAGGCAAGGGUGGUGUUAUUGUAAAUAUUUCAUCCAUUGCCGGAUUGCAAGCGGUAUCUCAGCUUCCGGUAUAUUCUGCUACGAAACAUGCCAUAGUUAGUUUUAGCCGAUCUUUUGCACAACCUUAUCACUAUGACAGGACCAAUGUAAAAGUAAUUGUUCUAUGUCCUGGUUUGACCGGUACACCAAUCUUAGAAGAUCUACCGCAAGAUAUUUCGAGCACUGAUAUUUUGCAAAAAUAUCGACCGCAGAGGGUGGAGAGUGUCGCUCAUGGAUUGAUAUAUGUAAUUCGUUGCGCGCAAAAUGGCAGUGUGUGGAUUAACGAAAAUGGACAACCAGUUUAUGAAGUGCAGCUUCCUGACACUCUACCGCAGAAGAAAACCGAAUCCGACGUAAAGGAAACUCUUCGAAAGUUGACAGCUUUUAAAAUAUUUAUAAAGAUUUCGUUUACAAAGAAGAAAAUGGAUUCAACUCCAACAUUGUGUCGUCGACGUUCGUCAGCAUCCGAAAGGGCAAAGGAAAUAGAAGCAAUCAAUUCUAUCAUUUCUGGAAAAAACGUUCUAAUAACUGGUGGUGCAGCAGGAUUGGGUCAUGCUUUUCUUAAUCAUUUUUUAAAGCACGGAACAAAUAAAGUGAUUAUAUUGGACAUCGACAUUGAAACCGGCAAACGAAUCGAACUUGGUAUCGAAAAAUCUUGCGGCGAAAAAAAAGUACACUUUAUACACGCCGACGUAUCUAAUCACAAGCGAAUGACUGAAGCUUUCGAAGAAGCAUCAUCUUUAGUGGGAAAUAUCGAUAUCGUUAUAAACAAUGCCGGAGUUUUGGAUGAACGAAGAUGGGAAAAGGAAAUUGCGGUGAAUAUUGGUGGCAUGAUUAACACUGCGAUGUUAGCUAUAAAAUACAUGAGUAAAGAUGCGGGAGGGCAAGGUGGUAUCUUGGUGAAUGUGAGCCAACACAUGAAUAUUCGAAAUACGGCUCAACUUCCGGUUUAUACUGCCACAAAACACGCCGUUAUUGGUUUAUCGGAAUCUCUCUCGGAUCCUUGUUAUUACGAGAAGACCGGUGUUACUGUAAUAACUUUGUGUCCAGGACUGACGGAAACUGCUCUGACGAUAGAUAGUCCUAACAAACUACUUUCCAGAGUCAUGAAGGCGGAUUUCGUCAAAAAUCUUGAACAAUUUUCGAUACAGACACCUUAUGUAGUCGCGCAGGGUCUGAUGACAAUAUUAAGGAUCGGCGAAUCCGGCAGUAUUUGGGUCAUCGAGAACGGCAGUGCGCCUUACGAGGUUUACGUGCCGAAUCCGCAAGCACUACGUCGUCACUACAAGAAUAAUUUCUCACACGUCGAGAUUAAGGUCGUGAAAGGUCGACCGAUAAGGGAGGUAUGCGACAACAGCAGAACAGGCCUGAUGAGCUGCGCCUGAUCGUAUGCUGAUUAAACAAGGGUUCGACCGUGAUUUCUCUCGUUUUACUCAACACCGAAAAUCUUUUCGCACAACGUUCACAUGACGGACGCGUUGUCAAUCGAAGAGACUUCGUAUGAAGAUAUUUCACGCAUAAAUGUAAUCAGAAGCGUGAAAAGAAUGAAAUGUAGUUUUAAAGCGAAAAAUCGUGAUAUUUCGUAAUUUUCUUUCGCAAUUAUAUGUAUCUUCCGUUAUUAAAAA
Camponotus floridanus (Florida carpenter ant) is the source of this 2266-nucleotide messenger RNA. Its product is annotated as peroxisomal hydratase-dehydrogenase-epimerase. Gene Ontology annotation, cellular component: cytoplasm. The transcript is spliced from 13 exons. The record is from RefSeq and is a predicted model, not a curated record. Lineage: Eukaryota; Metazoa; Arthropoda; Insecta; Hymenoptera; Formicidae. Gene Ontology annotation, molecular function: oxidoreductase activity, acting on the CH-OH group of donors, NAD or NADP as acceptor. Bases 221 to 2026 code for a protein of 601 amino acids.